Molecule: messenger RNA, 8410 nt
Organism: Schistosoma haematobium
Lineage: Eukaryota; Metazoa; Platyhelminthes; Trematoda; Strigeidida; Schistosomatidae
Product: Cyclin-dependent kinase 8, variant 2
Exons: 8
Coding region: 5063-5818 (251 amino acids)
Biological process (GO): protein phosphorylation
Cellular component (GO): mediator complex; nucleus
Molecular function (GO): RNA polymerase II CTD heptapeptide repeat kinase activity; ATP binding; cyclin-dependent protein serine/threonine kinase activity
Source: RefSeq, a predicted model, not a curated record
AAGUAUGAAUUAUGCGCUACUGUGUUUUGGCUAUGGACAAUCAUUUAAUCUAGUGCUUCAAGUUAUUUCUUUCCAAUUCUAGUUACUGAAAAUUACCCCCAGAAAAUGUCUUGAAAAUCACAUUUCAACCUACUUUUGCCGAAAUACUCCUGACAUUCACCAACUUUCCAAAUUUUUCUAUAUGAAUCAGACGAUUGAAUAGUAUGUAAGGUUUGAGUCACGGUCUUCAGGAGUAAUAACGGUAAUAAUCACAUCUGCGUUGUAGUAAUAAGGAUACAAGGUCAGUGUUAAUACUCGACACGUACGACUAUCCUUGAUUGAGUUCUCGAAAAGAAACAUAAGUAAGCAGUUUAUGAUGGGUUUAUUGGAUAUAUGUGGCGAUUAAAAAUGUUCACUGUAUCUAACAAAGUGCUACUCCAUGCUAGCUUUUUUGCGGCUACUUCUCAUUGCACCAGAUCUAAAUGUGGAUGUGAAUCUAUGUACAAAAAAUUUCCGUCACACACAAAAACAUCAAAGAACGGACAACUGAAACACAUCCACAUUAUCAUUGAGGAUCGUAACUUUCAUCAGUAUACUGAUGAAUCCUAUAGGAUUCCGAAAUGAAGUGACAAUCAGCGGUUGUGGUGGUGUUUUUUUACUACUUUUUGAAAUAUGUGGUUUACUGUUAUUUGCGCGUACAAUAGAUCGAUAAUGCUCAAGACUUACUACUGGGCACAUAAAUGGCUUGAUGAAAAAAUCUGUGAGAUCGAUGUUGGAUCUAAAUUUUAAUAAUUCAUCAUCAAUAAUGGAAUAUGGGCUGAAUAUUUUACAUGGGAGGAAACAAACCACCUUGAUUGCUAAAACAGAAAUAAAUGGUAUUUCAUUUUCAAACCACUUUGGUUUGAAUGCCACCUACAUUUGAUUGUGUUUAUUUGUCAACUACGUAUAUAUAUUCUUGUACAUCCUACAGUUUGGUUUUCCCAAUCCACAUCCAUUAUUUUUCGAUAGAUUUAUUUAUCGCUUUCCAUUUGAUCCUGACACCCUAAAUUACUUUCUAUGUUUUUAGAUACCCCAGAUAACUUAAUUUCCAUGAUCAGUCUUACGCCUUCCUAUCGGGGUUUUUUAUGAUAAAAAAAGAUUAAAAGAAAACUCAUCGGCAGUCUGAACGAGUUUUUCUAGAGGUAAUUACUAGGAUUAAAUAUUUUAGGCAAUUUGCUAAGUGUCUUCUGUUUUAUUUGCUUACUCAUCAAGUUAUAGUACAAUUUGAGACCAAACUAUGGCGUUCACCAUAUAAUUAAAAAGGUACUAUUGUAGAUAGAGGGGAAAAUGAAGUGCAGUUAAAAGUAUAACCAAAAAACUUCGGUUAAUAGAACUACCCUUUCUGUAACGAAUAUAAAAAAGGACUACAACGGGAUUAUCAUUGACUUUAUUUUGAGCCAUGUUGGACAAUGUUCAGAACCCCAACCAGUGAGUUGUGAUAAACCAAUAGCUAUCAGUCUUAGAUGGCUUUAUCUCACAUCCUGGAGCUGUGUUAUAAACAGGCUAAUUCUAUGCUUUUUCCACCUAGCCCCAUCACCGGUAAAUAAUUCGCGACGUGGGAAUCUCUGGUGUGACACUCGUAGUAUACUUCUAAGCCACCGAAGCGAGUGUUUCAAGAUAUUGACACAAAUUGAAUUACCGUAGUUGUGCCCUAACACAAUAACUAUGUUAGUUUUAAUUAACAGGAAGCAUUAUUUCCCCUUCAUAAAUCAAGUUUUGCUCACAGUUUUGUAUAUUCAUUUACUGCUAGUUAGGAAUUUUAAACUGUUUAUAUUUUCUCGUAGCUUAUCGGAUUUGGAUUGAAAAUAUAACAUGGUGGAUGCGGAAUUCAAACGAAAACUAAAUGAAAUUCGUGAGAAAGUAGAAGAUCUUUUUGAUUUUGAAGGAUGUAAAGUUGGUCGUGGAACAUAUGGAAGUGUUUAUAAAGCUAAACUUAAAGAUGGUACAGACAGUAGAGAUUAUGCGUUAAAACAAAUCGAAGGCACUGGCUUAUCUAUGUCUGCGUGCCGAGAAAUAGCUCUUCUUCGUGAGUUAAAGCAUCCAAAUGUAAUUACUCUACAACGAGUUUUUCUGAAUCAUACAACUAGGCGAGUAUGGUUGCUAUUCGACUUUGCAGAACAUGAUCUUUGGCAUAUUAUAAAAUUUCAUAGAACAACUAAAGCAAAUAAAAGUACAGUUCAAGUCUAUGGCAAUAUGGUCAAAAGUUUAAUGUAUCAAAUAUUAAAUGGAAUCCAUUAUUUACAUGACAAUUGGAUUUUACAUCGUGAUUUGAUAUUAAAUCUUCAACCUGUAGUGUGCGCUACUUAUGCAGACAGACAUGAGUAGUAUGUAGAAGGAUUUGGGAGUGGAAUGCCUACCUGCAGAAAACUGAGAUAAAGAUAAAAUUUAAACAAUGGGCAAUCGGAAUAACAACAGGAUUAGAAGAAUGGUGGGGCAUGUAAAGGACAACUCAAGCAAGAUGUGCAGAUGAUGUAUUUAAUGUAUGAUUUUCAUACUUUAAGAAGUACUGUGUAAUUUUGCAUUCAACAAUAAAUUCGUUUUCUCAAAUGAGUUUUCGUUCAUUACUUUUGGUGUCACUGCCUACGGAAAGGCGGAGAGAGGGUAGUUCUGAGGACACUGUUGUGGGGCCGUGAGUGGAGUCGUUAGUUGAUGCCGUCAGGCCCAGGAAGCAGACAUCAAGUGGAAUGGCCCAGUGAGACGGCGUUGGGUGUAGCAUUCUCCAUCGACGGCGAGAGGACGUGGAACGUCUUGGGUGUCGGGCUGAUAUUAGAGGUAGAUAGCCCGGGAAACCAGCGCGCCGGCGGACUCGACACUUCGACGAGAAACGAAGAACAGACUGCGAUAAAGAGGAAAGCGGCACAGAGAGCAGAACGACUGCAAGAGCGACCGUUUAAAGGGGGGAUUGGGUGUGGUUUACGUUACCUACGCUGAUAGAUAUAAGAAGUUUAUGGUAGCAAUCAGAAGUAGGAUACCUGUCAGCAUAAAAUUGAAUGGAAGAUAAUCGGUGGGGAAACAGAGAAAUUGAAAUAACAACAAUUAGAGGAAGCAUGUAAGGGACAACUGAAGAAUGAUGUGCAAAUAAUGUAUUGAGUGUAUGGUUUUCAUAUUUCACAAAGGCACUGUGUAAUUUUGCAUAAAACAAUGAAUUGGUCAUCGUUCACUGCAAACCUAUCAGUUAUUGGUUAGAAAGUUAUUCAAAUUAAAGAUUUUUGAAUAUUAUUACUUUUAAGUGGUAUGGUAAUCAGAUUCUCAAAAGAACUAGUAGGCACAGAUAGACGUUUGUCGUAGACCACUUCAAGAUCUGAUAGAAGACAGUGGAAUUCGCCUGCGUCAUUGCGACUGAUUCUGAGGCAUAUCACAGGACGUCUCUAAUCAUUAGUUACGGCAGUCAUGUGGACACUAACCAGGUAUUCCGCACUUGCUAACGCAUUUUCAUCUAACAUUCACUCACUUAAUAGACUGAUGUUACGUUUUGGUUUUGCCACUUCAAGCUUUAUUUCAAUAUACUCCCACACCAACGGACAUUGUUCGUCGAGCUAGGCGAUCGCUGGACUUACGUAGUACAUAUCUCAACCACCUCACCCGAUGAAGAUUCAUAACUUGCUAUCUUUACCUACUAUUCCUUCAGUAUUGUUCAUUCCGUGGCCCUAACAUACGCGAGUAAUACUUCGAAACCAUCUUUCUUCAAGUACACGUAACCUAUGAAUAUCAUAUGUUUCUAAAGAUCACGUUUCACAGCUACAUAUUACAACGGAACUUGUCCUUCAAUUGACUGACGGACAUCUCGCCUACUCCCCAGGAGAACUGAACCCAUCAUGGCUAGUGAGAAUUCAAAAAUAAGUUCUACCAAUACCCUCCUUAUCAUCAGUUCAAGCACUAAUAGAGAGCACCACCAAAACAAAAUUUUGUAUUUAGGGGAAGUGUAAUGCAUCUUAAACAGUCUUUAAUUUUUGCUUAAGAUGAUCGAAGGACUUUUUUCUGCGUCUCCACUAAGUAGGGCUGUAAUUUAUGUAUUUUAAGUCGGUAAGUUAAUCUUCUGUUAAGGAGAUCAGUCCUUGAAAAGUCUGGGAACAGAAGCGUUAUCUCUAAAAUAUUAUCUAUGGCAAAGUUAAGUAAAGUGAGGAAAGCGGAUAACUCUGACGGUUUAUCAUUUCAUUGACAGUUGAUCUGAGCUAUAUUGGUGGAUGCAUCUUACUUGGUGUGAGAAGUUCGCAUGAUAACUGCUAUCAGUAGCUGGACACGGGUUAUAUGGCUCGGAGCCUUUCUAAUUAUCGUCAGUACAUUCACUCUUUAUCUUCCUCUCAGUCUUGAAUUUCAGUACUCUUUCAUAAUUGUUUUUCCAAUCUCUUUGCGAACCAUAUUCUCAAGGUUUAAUUUCUCUUUUUUAUUAUUUCUACUAUAUUAUUUAGAUUUGUUUUGUUGUUUCCGCCUCGUACUGAUUCGGUAUGGCAACUUAGACGAACCCACAUUUGAGCCACUUUGAUGUCUGUUUAACAUUCCUACUUUUGUUACUUGCUUAAUAAUAUAAUUGUCUUUUUAAUUUUUUUCUAGAAACCUGCAAACAUCUUAGUUAUGGGUGAAGGUCCUGAUCGAGGUCGAGUUAAAAUAGGUGAUUUAGGUUUCGCUCGUCUAUUUUAUCAACCACUGAAGCCAUUAGCUGAUUUGGAUCCAGUUGUUGUAACAUUUUGGUAUCGUGCACCAGAAUUGCUGCUUGGAGCUAGACAUUAUACGAAAGCUAUUGAUAUAUGGGCUAUUGGAUGUAUUUUUGCAGAAUUACUCACAUAUGAACCUAUAUUUCAUUGUCGUCAAGAAGAUAUUAAAACAAGUACACCAUAUCACAAAGAACAGCUGGAACGUAUUUUUCGUGUAAUGGGAUAUCCACCAGAUGAUGCUUGGGUUGAUAUGAAAAAAAUGCCAGACUAUCAUCAAUUAUUACGUGAUUCCAUAAGUAAAAAAACCUAUGGUAAAUAUUCACUGGAAGGUUAUUUUGAAGAGAAAAAAUUCAAAGUGGAUGAAAGAGAAUUAGCUUUGACGUUUGUUAACUAUGGAUCCCGUUAAACGUUUAUCUGCUGCUGAGGCUAUGGAAGAUUCUUACUUCAAAGAAGGUGAAAAACCAAAUAAUGAUGUUUUUGGAAAUUUACCUAUACCUUAUCCUAAACGAGAAUUUAUCUCUGAUGAUGAUUCUGAUGAUAAACAAACUGGUGCAGAUAAAAAUGUCACACAAACUGGACAACAACCAAACGCUACUGGAGGAAGACAAACUGCAGCACAUCCUACUGGUGGCAGUGGAAUACAUACUACACAUCCUCAGCAACAAUCUCAACAACAACAACAGCGUGGAAAUAAUGCUCCACAACCUCAGUUACCAUUGCCUCAGCAACAACAGAGAACAAAUGGACAGCCACCGCCACUGAAUACACAGCAACAGCAACAACACAUGAACUCUGGUCAAUCUAAUCCCCAUGCAAGACAAUUAAUUCAUCAACAGAAUAAUAAUGAUGAUAUACCAUCUAACAAGCGUAUUCGGUUAUCCCAGGGGAAUAAUGAAACACCGAUUGCACCACCGCCAUUACCAUCCUCCUCGACAACAUCAUCAUCUACAACAGUUAAUAGUAGUGGAAUCUUACAUGCAAACACAAAUAAAUCCAGUAUAACAGGACAAUCUCAGCAGUUAUCUAAUACCACUACUACUACUACCACUUCAGGUUAUGCGAAUCUGCAACAACAACAACCAAUGAGAAAUCUCCCACCUGGUCAUAUGGGGCAUCCGGGAACUUCUUAUCCACGCUAUCACCACUAGCAAUCACAAUUCUUCGUGGAUUACUUUUUUGUAUAUAUUAAUAUUUUCGCAACAUUUUCAUAGUUCUGUGGCCAAUGUUUUUGUUCUUCGACACAUUUUUGUACAAUGAUUGUGGUAAAAAUAUACAGGUGUCCCAGUAUUGUGAUAAAUUUAGUGGACAGGGAAGGAAAGCGUGGAACGUGAACCAGCUAGUCAUGAGUCCGUUAUCUGCUUAUUUAGCUAAUCACAUCACCUAGUUAUCGAGAUUCUAGACUCUAAAUUAGUAAGAUAUUGUACUGUUUACCAAUUAUGACUAAAAUUUACACGUAAUUCUAAUUAUUAUCCCGUUUCACAUAGACGUUAGAUCCAUGAAGCAAAUUUGCUUUAAUUAACAUCUCAACAUUACAUCACUUGUAACUGUAGGCUUGCUGUGACCUCAUCUUACGUAUCCCCCAGGAUGAAAUCGAUAUGAAAACAAGUUUAGUUUCAUUCCCAGGGACAUCCAACUAAUUGCAUUGAAUCUAAUUUUUUAUCGAGCAACGAAUGUUCUGUUGGUCGAAAAAAUUAUGAGUUACUGGUACUUAGUUAUCAGGAUCCCAAAUGUGCGAAUAUAGCUGAGUAAUGCUAGACUUAUGCAUAAAACUUCCACUAGGAUCAUAUGUAAAAUAAUUUAGAGCAAUCUUGCAGUUAGUCCUAUGUUAUCAGUGAGCUUAUUUUGUCUGAAUGAUUGUAUUUGAUAUCUAUUCAGAAUUACAUCAUUGCGUUGAUGAGGGACAAUAAGAGAUCAAUGUGAAACUUGGGUAUCUAAUCUUCGUUGAGUUUGUAUGGUUCUUAAAAUGACUACCUGCUAAGAACAGUUGUAUUGUGACACUAAUUGUCCCGAAAUUUUCUGCGAUUCAUAAAUGACAGUUGUCUUACUUUGUUCUUAAAAAUGUCACAGUUAUGUGCUGAAAACUUAUUAUUUGUGGUUGUGCACGUAUUGUAUUUUAGUCAUAUUAUCAAGUGAGUCCUAAGUCUGAACAUAUUAAAAAAUAAUUAGGAUUACUCAUCUUAAUCUCUGGUGUUGACUGUAGGUUUAUAAAUGUGGGAGCUUGCAUGAUCUACUGACCACAUGACGAAAUUAACGAUGCGAAUAAGACCAAAACACUAAUGCCAAUAAAUUAAGUAUGCUAUCAAAUGAAAUACAUUGACUCUUCGUGGUUAACUAGGAAUUUAUGUGACACUUGUUUUUAGUUAUUCUUUUACGAAGCUUUACAAACAGUCAUUACAAAUUUUAUAGUAAUUUGUUACAGUAACUAAUAUACGGUAUACAUAAAUACAGAUAGCUUAAGCAGACGUCACCUCUUUAUACUUAUGAUGUUUUAAAAUGUACCGGAAUAGGAGUGACAAACUUCAGAAACUAUCGUAUAGUUUCGGUGCAGUACGAGUUAAGAACCUUUCUUUGUGUACAUAAAUAUAAGCAACAGUAAGUUGCCCUACAAAAGGAAUGUACUGAUGCAUAUCAUGUAUGUUUAAGAAGCAGCUGACUGUUCAUACUACUAGAGAUCAGCAUACUCUACGAACCAAUAAAGUCAACGGAUCAUCCUAAACAAAGCACCCUAUUUAUAGAAUAAAGUAAAAUGUAUCCAUAAAAUAAAAUGACGAUAUUCACUGACAAUACUAUUCACGCUUCGAUUAAAAAUCAAACAAUUCAUAUUAUUAUUAUUACUUAUUACCUCUCUUUUACUCCCACUUCGUGUAUCUUUUUUUCAACUUAUACAGCAGCUCGCCUAUGGUGGAAAUUCGACUCUAUCUAAACGUUCUCGAGUCAUUGCCUGGUUGAAAAUUGAGUGCUGAAACCACGUGCACCAUUCAAACAGGCUUUCUUCAACGUUCGCACACUAAUGCAGAUCGGACAACAGAUAGGGCUGUCUAUACCUUUAGAAAGUCUUAAUAUAGACGUCUGCUGUCUAUCCGAGGCCCGUAUUCAAGACUGGUGAAGUACUACAAAUUCGCUCUCCAUCAAUCGCUUCAAAAGGUUUGCUUUACGUGCGUUUAUCCGGGGACCUUGUGGCAUCUUCGUCUGGUCUUGCUGGCGUUGGUGUCGACUGGCCUGCUGCUCCGGCAACAUCGGUUGGACUGUCCUGCCCUCCAUGGUCGGUGACGACUGAUCCACCAAAUGAGGCGGAAGUCCGCAAGGAACUCCAACCGGGCCUAGAUGACUUACCUCCGGCUCUUCUUAAAGAUGGUGGUGACUUUCUGGUUAAGGAACUGACUGUGUUGUUUACAAAGGUCUGGAAGCUAGAGAGUGUUCCAACGUCAUGGAAUGAGUCGAUAGUUGUCCCUAUCUUUAAAAAGGGUUCACGUCGUUCCUGUAACAAGUAUCGGGAGGAAAGUUUACUUCCGAUUGCGUCCAAACUAUUUACUUCUGUUAUACCUCUUAGGUUGUUUAAAACCCGAGAAAGACUGACUCGCGAGGAGCAGGCUGGGUUUCGUUCUGGUCGAAGAUGUAUUGAUCAUAUCUUCACCCUCCGCCAAAUGUUAGAACACCGUCAUACUUAUCAAAGGCCAACAAUCGUAAUGUUUCUUGACAUCAGGGCUGCCUUCGAUUCGUUGGAUAGGACUGUCCUCUGG